Colletotrichum truncatum is the source of this 3642-nucleotide messenger RNA. RefSeq names its product coatomer subunit. Lineage: Eukaryota; Fungi; Ascomycota; Sordariomycetes; Glomerellales; Glomerellaceae. The record is from RefSeq and is a predicted model, not a curated record. Gene Ontology annotation, biological process: intracellular protein transport; intra-Golgi vesicle-mediated transport; retrograde vesicle-mediated transport, Golgi to endoplasmic reticulum. Gene Ontology annotation, cellular component: COPI vesicle coat. Gene Ontology annotation, molecular function: protein binding; structural molecule activity.
AUGCAGGCCUCCUCGGGCAUGUUGACCAAGUUCGAGUCCAAGUCCUCGCGCGCGAAGGGCAUCGCCUUCCACCCUAAGAGACCAUGGAUUCUCGUCGCCCUUCACUCCUCCACCAUCCAACUUUGGGACUACCGUAUGGGAACAUUGAUCGACCGAUUCGAAGAACACGAUGGUCCCGUUCGAGGAAUUGACUUCCACAAGACGCAGCCCCUCUUCGUGUCGGGAGGUGACGAUUACAAGAUCAAGGUUUGGUCCUACCAGACCCGGCGGUGCCUGUUCACUUUGAACGGCCAUCUCGACUACGUCAGAACCGUCUUUUUCCAUCACGAACUGCCAUGGAUUCUGUCGGCUUCCGACGACCAGACCAUUAGGAUAUGGAACUGGCAAAAUCGCUCUCUGAUCUGCACAAUGACAGGACACAACCACUAUGCCAUGUGCGCUCAAUUUCAUCCGAAGGAAGAUCUCGUCGUUUCUGCAUCCCUCGACCAGUCUGUCCGAGUCUGGGACAUUUCCGGCCUCCGCAAGAAGCACUCGGCCCCGACGUCGAUGACUUUCGAAGACCAGGUCGCGCGCGCGAACCAGAACCAGACCGACAUGUUCGGCAACACCGAUGCUGUCGUUAAGUUCGUCUUGGAAGGCCACGAUCGUGGUGUCAACUGGGUUGCUUUCCACCCUACCAUGCCGCUAAUUGUGUCUGCUGGCGACGAUCGUCUUGUUAAGUUGUGGCGCAUGAGCGAAACUAAGGCGUGGGAGGUUGAUACUUGCAGAGGACACUUCCAGAAUGCCUCUGGCUGUCUUUUCCACCCGCAUCAGGACCUCAUUCUUUCCGUUGGCGAAGACAAGACGAUUCGUGUCUGGGAUCUGAACAAGCGUACCGCAGUGCAAUCCUUCAAGCGCGAGAACGACCGUUUCUGGGUUAUUGCCGCUCAUCCUGAGAUCAACCUGUUCGCUGCUGGCCACGACAACGGUGUCAUGGUCUUCAAGCUCGAGAGGGAAAGACCAGCCUCUGCAGUAUACCAGAACAACCUUUUCUACAUCACCAAGGAGAAGCACGUCAGGUCUUAUGAUUUCCCAAAGAAUAUCGAGAGCCCGACUCUGCUGUCGCUGAAGAAACUUGGCAGCCCGUGGACCCCUCCCAGAACCCUCUCUUACAACCCCGCUGAGCGCUCAGUUCUUGUUACUUCUCCCUCUGAUGGCGGAUCCUACGAGUUGAUCAACCUUCCCCGCGAUGGAUCUGGUGCGAUCGAGCCGACCGAGUCGAAGCGUGGUCAGGGUAACUCUGCUAUCUUUGUCGCUCGCAACCGCUUCGCCGUCUUGAACUCUUCUAGCCAGACAAUCGAUAUCAAGGACCUGUCCAACAACACCACUCGCUCCUUCAAGCCCCCCGUCGGAACCAGCGACAUCUACUUUGGUGGCACCGGCAACCUCCUGAUCAUCACGCCAACCGCCGUCCAUCUCUACGAUAUCCAGCAGAAGAAGAGUGUCGCUGAGUUGGCUGUCAACGGUGUCAAGUAUGUUGUCUGGUCCAACGACGGCCUCUAUGCCGCCCUUUUGAGCAAGCACAACGUCACUAUUGUUACGAAGACUCUCGAGCAGGUCAGCACUCUGCAUGAGACCAUUCGGAUCAAGAGCGCAACCUGGGAUGACGCUGGUGUCUUGCUGUACUCGACUCUUAACCACAUCAAAUACACGCUCCUCAACGGUGACAAUGGUAUUGUGCGUACUCUUGACCAGACUGUCUACUUGGUUCGUGUCAAGGGUCGCAACGUCUACUGCCUUGAUAGAGCGGCGAAGCCCAAGGUUCUUCAAGUUGACCCUACUGAGUACCGCUUCAAGCUUGCUCUCGUCAAGAGAAACUAUGAGGAGAUGCUUCACAUCAUCCAAAACUCUAGUCUCGUUGGCCAGUCCAUCAUUUCCUACCUCCAGAAGAAGGGCUACCCUGAAAUUGCCCUGCAGUUCGUCCAGGAUCCUACUACCCGGUUCGAGUUGGCCAUUGAGUGUGGAAACCUCGAUGUCGCUGUUGAGAUGGCUAAGGAGCUGGACCGCCCUAAGCUUUGGCAGAGAUUGAGCUCCGAGGCCCUGGCCCACGGCAACCACCAGAUUGUCGAGAUGGCCUACCAGAAGCUCAAGCAGUUCGACAAGCUGUCGUUCUUGUACCUAUCCACUGGUGACCACUCUAAGCUUGCCCGUAUGGCCAAGAUUGCCGAACACCGUGGCGACUUCACUGCUCGAUUCCAGAACGCCUUGUACCUUGGCGAUAUUGAAGACAGAAUUCAGAUGUUCAAGGAAAUUGAUCUUUACCCUCUUGCAUACAUGACAGCUAAGUCUCACGGCCUGGAGGAAGAGUGCCAAGCUAUUCUUGAGGCGACCGGUCUCACCGAAGAUCAGCUGGAGACUCCCACUAUUGGAGAGGCUUUGACUCCCCCCAAGCCGGUCGUUCCUACCUUCAAGGCCAACUGGCCCACCAAGGCGACGUCGGUGUCUGUAUUUGAGAAGGCUCUCCUCGGCCAGGUCGAGGGUCUGUCGCUGGAGGACCAGCCUGCAGCUGCCAACGGUUUCGAUGAAGCCGCUGACGACGAGGGUGCUGCCAAGAAUGGCAACCUUAUUGAUGCCGAUGACGAUGAGGAUGCCGCAGGCUGGGACUUGGGUGAAGACAUUGUUCCCGAGGUUGACAGCGACUUUGUGAAUGUGGAUAGCGCAGAGGCUGGUGGUGCUGGUAGCAGCGAAGCCGACCUCUGGGCUCGCAACUCUCCCCUGGCAGUAGAUCACGUCGCAGGUGGCUCGUUCGAGUCAGCUAUGCAGCUUCUCAACAGACAAGUUGGAGCUGUCAACUUCGCGCCGCUCAAGCCUCGAUUCCUGGAGGUUUACCAGGCAUCAAGGACAUAUCUGCCGGCUUCUGCUGGUCUUCCUCCACUGAUCAACUAUGUCCGACGCACGGUUGAGGAGACAGACCCGAGAAAGGUGUUGCCUAUUGUGCCUCGUGACCUCGAGUUCCUUGCCACCAACGACCUCCAACAGGGCUACAACUCUAUGAAGACGAAUAAGCUCGACGAAGGCCUGCUGGUUUUCAAGGGUAUUCUUCAUGCUAUCCUUAUCAACGCUGUAUCCAGCGAGAGCGAGGUCGCCGAGGCGAAGAAACUCAUUACUUCGGCUAGCGAGUAUGCUGUGGCCAUGGACAUUGAGAUUAGCCGCCGCCAGCUUGGCACAAGCCCCGAUCAGCUCAAGCGCAGCCUGGAGCUGUCCGCUUACUUCACUAUCCCGAAGAUUGAGGUUCCUCAUCGUCAACUUGCUCUGCACAACGCAAUGCAGCUUGCGAUGAGGAACAAGAACUAUAACUCGGCUCUGAGCUUUGCCAACCGCAUUAUCGCUAACGGCGGCUCCAGCAAGCUGACUGAAAACGCCAAGAAGGCAAAGGCCCAGUGUGAGCGCAACCCUUCAGACGCGAUCGAGAUUGAAUUCGAUCAGUUCGCCGAGUUUGAGAUUUGCGCAGCAAGCCAUACUCCUAUUUACAGCGGCACUGCGUUUGAGGAGUGCGCCUUUGACGGCUCCAAAUACCACACCAAGUACAAGGGAACCGUUUGCAAGGUCUGUGAGGUGUGCGAGGUUGGUAAGCAUGGCAGUGGCCUGAAGCUCUUUGCGUAA